Molecule: messenger RNA, 1440 nt
Organism: Tripterygium wilfordii
Lineage: Eukaryota; Viridiplantae; Streptophyta; Magnoliopsida; Celastrales; Celastraceae
Product: type III polyketide synthase A-like
Exons: 3
Coding region: 143-1312 (389 amino acids)
Biological process (GO): polyketide biosynthetic process
Molecular function (GO): acyltransferase activity, transferring groups other than amino-acyl groups
Source: RefSeq, a predicted model, not a curated record
GCUUUCCCAUCUCAUGUCUCUUAUUUUUUGAAGAAAAGGAGGGUAAGUUGGAAUCAGGUUCAAGUCUACCUAAUCAAAAAAGAAAGCGGCAAAGAUUGUCCCUCCUCAGAUCUUUCAUGCUUUCAAGUGCAUGACCUAAAAGAUGUCUAGAGCUGACAAUAAUGGUGUUCCUAAGCACUAUCCUGGUCACGCAAGGCGCACUCCAACACCAGGCAAGGCAACAAUCCUUGCGCUAGGCAAGGCCUUCCCCAGGCAACUGAUUCCUCAAGAUUGCUUGGUCGAGGGUUACGUUCGCGACACAAAGUGUGAAGAUGCAUCCAUUAAGGAGAAGUUGGAGCGACUGUGUAAAACCACUACCGUGAAGACAAGAUACACAGUUUUGUCCAAGGAUAUCCUAGACAAAUACCCUGAACUAGCCACUGAGGGCUCGUCAACAAUCAAGCAGAGGCUGGAUAUCGCUAACCCUGCAGUUGUGGAGAUGGCCUUAGAGGCAAGCCUUGCUUGCAUCGAGGAAUGGGGAAGGCCGGCAGAAGAUAUUACUCACAUUGUUUAUGUUUCGUCCAGCGAGAUACGCUUGCCUGGUGGUGACCUUUACCUUGCUAGCCAGCUUGGUCUGAGAAGCGACGUUGGCCGUGUAAUGCUAUACUUUCUAGGAUGUUAUGGUGGUGUUACUGGCCUCAGAGUUGCCAAGGACAUAGCAGAAAACAAUCCAGGAAGCCGAGUUCUGUUAACAACUUCAGAAACUACCAUACUUGGUUUCCGGCCACCAAACAAGGCACGCCCUUAUGAUCUUGUUGGGGCUGCACUUUUUGGUGAUGGAGCUGCAGCUGCUAUAAUUGGUACCAACCCAAUAACAGGCAGAGAGUCUCCCUUCAUGGAACUGAAUUAUGCAGUUCAACAAUUUCUUCCAGGGACGCAGAAUGUCAUCGAUGGUCACCUCUCCGAAGAGGGAAUAAAUUUCAAGCUUGGAAGAGACCUCCCACAAAAGAUUGAUGAGAACAUCGAGGACUUCUGCAAGAAACUCAUGUCAAAGGCAGGUUUGAAAGAAUUCAAUGACCUGUUUUGGGCCGUCCAUCCUGGAGGACCAGCUAUACUGAACCGGCUAGAGAGCACUCUUAAGUUGAAGGCUCAGAAGCUUGAAUGCGGCAGAAGAGCUCUAAUGAACUAUGGAAAUGUUAGCAGUAACACAAUAUUCUAUGUCAUGGAUUACAUGAGGGAUGAGUUGAAGAGAGAGGGAGGUGAAGAAUGGGGACUUGCUCUGGCAUUUGGUCCUGGAAUUACCUUUGAAGGCAUUCUCAUUCGUAGCCUAUAAAAUAUAAUUUACAUGUACCUACUUGGGGGAACAAAUUGUUUUAUGCUGCAUUUUGAAAUCAAAAUCUAGUAAAUUUUUUCCCCUCAAGAGUCCAAAGGAUUUAAAUUGAGUAGGACUAUAACAAAAUA